This is a messenger RNA of Trichomonas vaginalis G3, 1944 nucleotides long. RefSeq names its product NO mechanoreceptor potential C, isoform D-related family. Gene Ontology annotation, cellular component: nucleus. Gene Ontology annotation, biological process: positive regulation of transcription by RNA polymerase II. Lineage: Eukaryota; Parabasalia; Trichomonadida; Trichomonadidae. The record is from RefSeq and is a predicted model, not a curated record. Gene Ontology annotation, molecular function: transcription cis-regulatory region binding; protein binding. The transcript has a single exon. The annotation marks the transcript as partial.
AUGAAGAAUAGCAAAGAAACGGCCGAACUUCUUAUUUCACAUGGUGUAAAUGUCGAUGAAAAAGAUAAUGAUGGAAAAACCUCUCUUUAUGUUACAGCAAUAAAUGAUAGCUUAGAAACGGCCGAACUUCUUAUUUCACACGGUGCAAAUGUCAAUGAAAAAGAUAAUAAUGGACAAACCUCUCUUCAUGCUGCAGCACAAUAUAAUAAAAAAGAAACUGCAGAAGUUCUUAUUUCACAUGGUGCAAAUAUCAAUGAAAAAGAUAAUAAUGGACAAACUGCUUUUCAUUAUGCAGCAAGAAAUAAUAGCAAAGAAACGGCCGAGCUUCUUAUUUCUCAUGGUGCAAAUUUCAAUGAAAAAGAUGACUAUGGAGCCACCGCUCUUCAUUAUGCAGCAAUGAAGAAUAGCAAAGAAACGGCCGAACUUCUUAUUUCACAUGGUGUAAAUGUCGAUGAAAAAGAUAAUGAUGGAAAAACCUCUCUUCAUUAUGCAGCAAUAAAUGAUAGCUUAGAAGCGGCCGAGCUUCUUAUUUUACAUGGUACAAAUGUCGAUGAAAAAGAUAAUAAUGGACAAACCUCUCUUCAUGCUGCAGCACAAUAUAAUAAAAAAGAAACUGCAGAAGUUCUUAUUUCACAUGGUGCAAAUGUCGAUGAAAAAGAUAAUAAUGGACAAACUGCUCUUCAUGCUGCAGCACUGAAUAAUAGCUUAGAAACAGCCGAACUUCUUAUUUCGCAUGGUGUAAAUAUUAAUGAAAAAGAUAAUGACGAACAAACCUCUCUUCAUUAUGCAGCAAUAAAUGAUAGCUUAGAAGCGGCCGAGCUUCUUAUUUCACACGGUGCAAAUAUCAAUGAAAAAGAUAAUGAUGGGCACACCUCUCUUCAUGUUGCAGAAAUGAAGAAUAGCAAAGAAACGGCCGAACUUCUUAUUUCUCAUGGUGCAAAUAUCGAUGAAAAAGAUAAUGAUGGAAAAACCUCUCUUCAUUAUGCAGCACAAUAUAAUAAAAAAGAAACUGCAGAAGUUCUUAUUUCACAUGGUGCAAAUGUCGAUGAAAAAGAUAAUAAUGGACAAACUGCUCUUCAUGCUGCAGCACUGAAUAAUAGCUUAGAAACAGCCGAACUUCUUAUUUCACACGGUGCAAAUGUCAAUGAAAAAGAUAAUAAUGGACAAACCUCUCUUCAUGCUGCAGCACAAUAUAAUAAAAAAGAAACUGCAGAAGUUCUUAUUUCACAUGGUGCAAAUAUCAAUGAAAAAGAUAAUAAUGGACAAACUGCUUUUCAUUAUGCAGCAAGAAAUAAUAGCAAAGAAACGGCCGAGCUUCUUAUUUCUCAUGGUGCAAAUUUCAAUGAAAAAGAUGACUAUGGAGCCACCGCUCUUCAUUAUGCAGCAAUGAAGAAUAGCAAAGAAACGGCCGAACUUCUUAUUUCACAUGGUGUAAAUGUCGAUGAAAAAGAUAAUGAUGGAAAAACCUCUCUUCAUUAUGCAGCAAUAAAUGAUAGCUUAGAAGCGGCCGAGCUUCUUAUUUUACAUGGUACAAAUGUCGAUGAAAAAGAUAAUAAUGGACAAACCUCUCUUCAUGCUGCAGCACAAUAUAAUAAAAAAGAAACUGCAGAAGUUCUUAUUUCACAUGGUGCAAAUGUCGAUGAAAAAGAUAAUAAUGGACAAACUGCUCUUCAUGCUGCAGCACUGAAUAAUAGCUUAGAAACAGCCGAACUUCUUAUUUCGCAUGGUGUAAAUAUUAAUGAAAAAGAUAAUGACGAACAAACCUCUCUUCAUUAUGCAGCAAUAAAUGAUAGCUUAGAAGCGGCCGAGCUUCUUAUUUCACACGGUGCAAAUAUCAAUGAAAAAGAUAAUGAUGGGCACACCUCUCUUCAUGUUGCAGAAAUGAAGAAUAGCAAAGAAACGGCCGAACUUCUUAUUUCACAUGGUGUAAAUGUCGAUGAAAAA